Messenger RNA from Erythranthe guttata (spotted monkey flower), 804 nucleotides. RefSeq names its product Adenine nucleotide alpha hydrolases-like superfamily protein. NCBI's taxonomy places the organism in Eukaryota, Viridiplantae, Streptophyta, Magnoliopsida, Lamiales, Phrymaceae. The record is from RefSeq and is a predicted model, not a curated record.
UAAAACAUAACAGAAAGGAAGAAGAAACAUAAAAUAAAAAAACAUAAAAAUGGCGAAAGAUAGGAAGAUCGGGGUGGCGAUGGAUUUCUCCAAGAGCAGUAGAGCGGCGCUGCGGUGGUCAAUCGACAAUUUAGCUGAUUCAGGCGACACUUUCUAUAUUCUACACAUCAAAUCCAGCUCCCACGACGAAUCCCGCAGCAAACUCUGGUCGAAAUCCGGUUCUCCCCUAAUUCCAUUGGUGGAGUUUCGUGAGCCGGAGGUGAUGAAGAAGUACGAAGUUCCGAUCGAUAUUGAAGUUCUCGACAUUCUCGACACUGCUGCCAGACAGAAAGAGAUAACAGUGGUGACGAAAUUGUACUGGGGAGAUGCGAGAGAGAAGCUUUGUGAAGCUGUUGAAGAUUUGAAGCUGGAUUCUCUGGUUAUGGGUAGCAGGGGCCUCUCAUCCAUUAAGAGGAUAAUCUUGGGGAGUGUGACUAACUACGUGAUGACAAGUGCAAACUGCCCAGUAACCAUAGUUAAGGACCCAGAUUUUCACAAGAAUUGAUCCUCAAAAUUACUCCUCGUCUCCAUCCAGCUUUUAAUAAAUUGCAGAUUUGCCCCCCCCCCCCCCCCGCCUCUUUUUUUGGAUGAUUUGUAUAAAUGUCUGAUCAGAUGUUUGGUACUGUAUUCAUAAAUAUUUGGUGUUGCAACAUUUAAUUCGAGUGUAUAUUUUCUGACCAAUCUGAAUUUCAGAAAAGGCCUGAGGAUAAUGCAGAUAAUUUGUGGGAAAAUAAAGUUUCAUCCCUUAAGUUUGAACAGAUUUCA